Messenger RNA from Rana temporaria (common frog), 3399 nucleotides. It is a transcript of the gene CACNG4, whose product is annotated as calcium voltage-gated channel auxiliary subunit gamma 4. The transcript is spliced from 4 exons. NCBI's taxonomy places the organism in Eukaryota, Metazoa, Chordata, Amphibia, Anura, Ranidae. Gene Ontology annotation, cellular component: AMPA glutamate receptor complex; postsynaptic density membrane; voltage-gated calcium channel complex. Gene Ontology annotation, molecular function: voltage-gated calcium channel activity; channel regulator activity. Gene Ontology annotation, biological process: transmission of nerve impulse; neurotransmitter receptor internalization; calcium ion transmembrane transport. Bases 259 to 1242 code for a protein of 327 amino acids. The record is from RefSeq and is a predicted model, not a curated record.
UUAGCAGACACUUUUUUUUUCUUCUCCCUUUGUGGUCCCCAUAGAGGAAGGGUAGCUCUUUAACCCUUUCUUGGGAAGAGGAGGAGAGGAAGGGGCACCCAUGCCCAGCUGCUUCCCUUUGUCUGAGGCUGCUGUGGAUGGAAGCAUUGUUCUGUGGCUGGGCUUCCCAGGGGGGUCUCGCAGCGCUCUCUCCGCUCUUCUCCUGUUGCUCCUGUCUCGCUCCACCUCCAAGCCUGGGCUUCUGGAAUAUGAGGCACCAUGGGCUGGUGUGAUCGUGGGGUCCAGAUGCUGCUGACCACCGUGGGGGCUUUCGCAGCCUUCAGCCUGAUGACCAUCGCCAUUGGCACCGACUACUGGCUCUACUCCCGGGCUCACAUCUGCAACGGGACCAACUUCACCAUGGACGACCCCCAGAGCCAACCCAAGAAGACCAAGGGGGACCUCACCCACUCAGGACUCUGGAGGAUCUGUUGCAUUGAGGGUCUCUACAAAGGAAACUGCUUCCGGAUUAAUCACUUUCCCGAAGACAAUGACUACGACCACGACAGCUCCGAGUACCUCCUACGGAUUGUCCGCGCCUCCAGCGUCUUCCCCAUCCUCAGCACCAUCCUGCUGUUACUGGGCGGCCUGUGUGUCGGCGCCGGGCGGAUUUAUAAUCGGAGGAACAACAUCAUCCUCAGCGCCGGGAUACUCUUCGUGGCAGCCGGGCUCAGCAACAUCAUUGGCAUCAUCGUCUACAUCUCCAGCAAUGCAGGGGACCCCAGCGACAAGAAAGACGAGGACAAAAAGAAUCACUACAACUAUGGCUGGUCGUUUUAUUUCGGGGCCUUGUCCUUCAUCGUGGCGGAGACCAUAGGAGUACUGGCCGUCAACAUUUACAUUGAAAGGAACAAAGAGAUCAGGUUUAAGUUGAGGAGGGAAUUUCUUAAGACCUACUCUUCUCCGUACGCCAGGAUGCCAAGCUACAGGUACCGUAGAAGAAGGUCGAGGUCCAGCUCUCGCUCCACGGAAGCGUCUCCUUCUCGGGAGGUUUCCCCCCUUGGAAUUAAAUAUGCCACCACCAUUCCGAUGGGCGAGAUUUCUAUGUACACACUUUCUAGAGAACCUUUGAAAAUCACCACAGCGGCCAGCUUUAACCCGGACCCAGACGGCAAUUUCAUGCAAGUCCACAACUGUUUCCAGAAAGAACUGAAGGAAGGCUUUAACAUCAGUGUGGUUAAUCGAAGGACAACCCCGGUUUGAUCGCGGAUCCUUGGUGCAGUGAGGAUUUUAUAUACAAAAAGGAAAGCUAUAAGUGGACAUUCAUGGAUAAAUAACCACAAUGGUGCCACUAAACUAUAAAAAACAGUAUUACAUGAAAGUGCCGUAAAGUACAAAAGAACGGGCAGUUCUUCCCCUACCCAGAAGACAGUUUCAGUGGAUACGUGUACUCCUAACCAAAUGUUUGUAGACUGUUCAUUGUUAAUUUCUUCUUUUACAAAGUAAAAAAAAAUCUGUGCACUUUUUGGUUUCCUAUGUCGUGAAGAACACAGGAGAUUCCAUGUAAGAAGACGUAUUGGUGACCAACACUUGGUUUCUGCUGGACACUGAAACAUUUGGUUAAAAGAAGCAAGGGUGGAAUUGCCCUCAAACUCCUUUUGCCAGAAUAAGCCAUGUUGAAUUUAUAUUGCCAACCCUGUUUUAUUGUAUUAGAAGCUCCAAAGCAAAACUACCACUAUGGCCUCCACUUAACACUUAGUGGUUGAUAUAAUGGAAAUAACCAUUGAGAUUGUUUGAUAGAAUGGAAAUAACCAUCGAGAGUGUUUGAUAGAAUGGAAAUAACCCUCAAGAAUGGAAAUAACCAUCAAGAGUGGUUGAGAGAAUGGAAAUAACCAUCAAAAUUAUUUGAUAGAAUGGAAAUAACCAUCGAGAGUGGUUGAUAGAAUGGAAAUAACCAUCAAAAGUGGUUGAGAGAAUGGAAAUAACCCUCAAGAAUGGAAAUAACCAUCAAGAGUGGUUGAGAGAAUGGAAAUAACCAUCAAAAUUAUUUGAUAGAAUGGAAAUAACCAUCAAGAGUGGUUGAUAGAAUGGAAAUAACCAUCAAGAGUGGUUGAUAGAAUGGAAAUAACCAUCAAAAUUAUUUGAUAGAAUGGAAAUAACCAUCAAGAGUGGUUGAUAGAAUGGAAAUAACCAUCAAGAGUGGUUGAUAGAAUGGAAAUAACCCUCAAGAGUGAUUGAUAGAAUGGAAAUAACCAUCGAGAGUGGUUGAUAGAAUGGGAGUAACCCUCAAGAAUGGAAGUAACCAUCAAGAGUGGUUAGGAGAAUGGAAAUAACCCUCAAGAAUGGAAGUAACCAUCAAGAGUGGUUGAUAGAAUGGAAAUAACCCUCAAGAAUGGAAAUAACCAUCAAGAGUGUUUGAUAGAAUGGAAAUAACCAUCAAGAGUGGUUGAUAGAAUGGAAAUAACCAUCAAGAAUGGAAGUAACCAUCAAGAGUGUUUGAUAGAAUGGAAAUAACCAUCGAGAGUGGUUGAUAGAAUGGAAAUAACCCUCAAAAAUGGAAAUAACCAUCAAGAGUGGUUGAUAAAAUGGAAAUAACCAUUGAGAUUGUGUGAUAGAAUGGAAAUAACCAUCGAGAGUGGUUGUUAGAAUGGAAAUAACCCUCAAAAAUGGAAAUAACCAUCAAGAGUGGUUGAUAAAAUGGAAAUAACCAUUGAGAUUGUGUGAUAGAAUGGAAAUAACCAUCAGGAGUGGUUGAUAGAAUGGAAAUAAACAUCAGGAGUGGUUAGGAGAAUGGAAGUAACCAUCAAGAGUGGUUGAUAGAAUGGAAGUAACCAUCAAGAGUGGUUGAUAGAAUGGAAGUAACCAUCAAGAGUGCCUCGGAGUCGGUACGCUCUGUAUGCUUCACCCAUUCUUGUUGGAUGACCCCGCGGUACAUUUACAGCGUGAUGCGCCGGGAAAAGGUUUUGCUGUCAAUAUAUUAGCACUCUUGAGCCCCAAAAUGUUCCCUCCAUGGUGGAGCGUGUAUAUAUCUGGGUUGCCCCAAGGCACACACUGUGGAUUUUUUCGAUUUCCUCCUUCUCUUCCCUGGUCUUGGUAGAAAUGGCACAGACUGAACCGCGGGCCUUUUGUAUCAAUGUUUUGGAUUCUGACCUGACUGUUUGGAACUUUGACUGUUACGUAAACAUUGUUAAAAAAAAAAAACGAAAUAUGGGCCAAUCUCAUUCAUAAUCUGCAAAAUCAAAAAUACUAAAACAAUCUAAGGCCAAAAACCCCAACAACAAUGGAUUCUAAAUAAUAUUAGAAAAAAAAGUAAUGCAAUUAAAGUUUUGAUUUUAUGUAUUUCUUUGUUUUACGAAAAACAAAGGAAAUCCAAGUAACCCAAUUGUCACAGAUCAUAUUCUAGGUGAGAUUUGCCCCUAU